Messenger RNA from Didymodactylos carnosus, 548 nucleotides. NCBI's taxonomy places the organism in Eukaryota, Metazoa, Rotifera, Eurotatoria, Philodinida, Philodinidae. The record is from the annotation of a GenBank genome assembly.
CCAUAAAAAACCAUCCACAAAUAAAUAUUUUAUUCAAUAAUGCUGGAAUUAUGCGUCAAAUACCGAUUGACGCUGUAAAUUCCUCCUGGUCAGAUAUGGAACAGGAAAUUCAAAUAAAUUUAAGUGCGCCAAUACAUCUGUGUAAACUUUUUCUUCCGUAUUUCAAAAAACAACAAGAGACAUCAGCAAUUAUCAAUGUUUCAUCAGGUCUAGCAUUCAUUCCACCGUCAUAGGCACCAGUGUACGGUGCAACGAAAGCCGGUAUUCAUUCGUUUACAAUGAGUUUACGUUUCAAUUUAACAAGUGAAAACUCAUCAGUACAAGUUUAUGAGAUUUUACCACCAAAAGUGAAAACAAAUCUUGAUCCCAAUUCAAAUAUUGGUGAAGAUUUAAAUGAAUUUGUUCAACAUGCAUUCACAGGUUUAGUCAAUGGACAACAGGAAAUUGGCAUGAAGAUGUCAGACACUGCAAGAAAAGCAACACGAUCUGAAAUCGAUGAAACAUUUCAAAAGAUGGAUGCAGUGUACAAACAAAUGUUAAGUCAAUAA